Gadus macrocephalus (Pacific cod) is the source of this 2493-nucleotide messenger RNA. Its product is annotated as lysosomal amino acid transporter 1 homolog. The record is from RefSeq and is a predicted model, not a curated record. NCBI's taxonomy places the organism in Eukaryota, Metazoa, Chordata, Actinopteri, Gadiformes, Gadidae. The transcript is spliced from 8 exons. The coding region runs from base 346 to 1290 and encodes 314 amino acids.
AGAAAGAUUUGUGCCAUUCAUGGGUGACGUAGGGUGCCAUGGGAGAUGGGCAGGGAUUCAGUUUAGUAUCAGCUGUUCUAAAUAACAGCAACACUUUGCCCGCUACCUUCCUGCCAUAAACGAGCUUUAGUUGAAUGUGUAAAGCUGGCAGACAACAUGGCACGACUACGGAAAGACGUCCGACGACUCAGACUCCUCAAAUGACAACAAGUCUAGUGGCAGCAGACUGUACCACAGUCUGCACACCUACGACAUUCCUUGAGGAAUCAAACAUAAACUUUUCCACCGCAUCCUUCGGCUUCUUCUGCGAAGCACCCGGACAAGGAAGGACCAUCCGGUUCCUCCAUGGCGACCACCCGCUUCCCCGGGAAGGGGGGAGACGACGUGGCCAUGGGCGCGAAUUUCAGCAACCCGACCCUGAGCGGGCCGUUCUGCGUGAACGGGACGGGGUGGAUCCUGUACCUGCUGGAGGAAUGCGUGGACAACGUCUGGGAAUACUGGAGCGUCAUCAUAGGACUGAUCUCCAUGUUCUGUUUUCUUCUAUCCACUUUGCCUCAGGUGUACGAGGCCAACCGUAAUGGUAAGGUUGAAGAGGCUAUGUCUUUUGGAUUCCUGUUCUUUCUCUUCAGUGGAGACCUUACCAGUUUUGCUGGCUGCUACCUCACUAGCCAGCUACCUAUACAGAUGGUCACAGUGGUGUUCUACAUGUUCACUGAUAUGGUCCUUUUCUCCCAGUACCUCUACUACAAGAUCAAGAACAGCUCCACCAGAGAAAACCCUCACCUUAAGUGGGUGUGCCUCUUGUGGUGUGGGUCGGCCAGCCUUUUUUUCCUUGUCCUCCCCAAACUAAUCACGGACGACAACGCCUCCUUAGAUACACAGAGUCACGACAAGUCCCACACGAUGGAGAUGAGUGGCUACGUCUGUGGAUACCUGGCUUCCAUCUUCUACCUCUCCUCCCGUUUCCCGCAGCUUCAUAAAAACUUCCGGCGACACUCAACAGAAGGGACGUCCUACCUGCUGUUCGCCCUGGCCAUGAUGGGCAAUGGGACCUACGGGCUGAGUGUCAUCGUGGUCCUGCCUGCGCUCAAGGGCUCCAGACGGGCUUUCCUUCUCAAACAUCUGCCCUGGCUCAUCGGUAGCCUGGGAGUCCUGGUCCUCGAUUUCUUUGUGACGGCACAGUUCAUCAUGUACAGGAAAAGCAAGCCGGCUAAGAAGAGCACCUCAUUGGUCAGAGUCCAGGAAGUAGAACCUCUGCUCUACGAGGAAGAAGAACUGUCUGCCCUAUAGCACACACAGUAAUGAACAAUCUACAAGAGCGGAACGCCCAUUCCAAUGCUUAAAAAAAGUGCCCUGCACAUUUUUGGGAACUUUUCAAAACCCCUAAUUUGAAUAGUGUUCAUUUGGUGGUUUUGAAAAAUGUAUAAUCCAAUCAAGUACUUAAAAAUGCCAAUAGCUAUUUAAGACUGUUACAGCAUAUGCAGCAUUUCAUUUUUUUGACACUGGUAGGGAAUCUUUCCUUUGGAGACGUAUUUAUUUCCAUUUUUGUACUUUUAACUAACUCUUUACUUCUGUACAAUUAACAGAUUAUUUUAUUGAUUCCUUUGGGAUUGUACACACCCCUAGGAUGAUGAUUCAUGCCAGAUAUCCCAUGACAUGGGAAUCCCCCGUUGAAAACUCUUACUGAGCUUUGAUUGUUGGGUGAGACAUCAGUGUUUAAAUCAAGACAAUGUUGACAAUAGAAGGCCAUAUAGUAGUAUAUGCUCCAUCUGCAGGAGAUGGAUGACAAUGAAUGCUUUGGAAUCUGGUCAAUUUAAAUGCCACUGGUAUUUUUGUCAUGUGUUAUAAUAUGUGUCUAUCUAUCAUAAUGGUAGGCUACCAUGUACGGCAAUAUUAACUUCAUUCAUACCAAUUCAUGAUAUAACGUAUUAAGAGAAAAGGUUGAGUGUUUUUGGCUUGGUAGUCUCUGCUGCUGCUGUUGAACACACACGCCAGCUUUUAUAAUGCUAUAAUGCUCCCCUCUAGGGAAGACUCCAGGCUAAGGAGUAAAACCUGACAUACAGGAACGUAUGGCCAAGCCAUUGUGUCAUAUGCAUUCUUGAUAUCGGCUGACAAUGAUGAGGAUAGGUACCCCUGAAUGCCAUUUGUCUCUCUCUUAACUGUCUUUAGCGCACAUUCAUGGCUCCCAGCUUUUUACCAUGUAGUUUGUGUACGCUGAGCUGCAGAAGCCCCUAUCGUCUGUGCCUUUUUUUUUUAAAUAUUUUAAUUGUGCAUUCCAUGGGCCGCAUGCAUCCAAUGUAAUGCCGCCCUGAAAACAUGUAUAUUGGAUGUCUACCUUUUAUAUUGUCAAUCUACGCUUUCAAUGGUGUGUUAUCUCAAGUCGGUCUCUGGAGCUGUGGGCUGAGUAGAAACAAGCUUUACUUUUUUGUACUUUAUCUGAUCGACAUUUGCUGAUACAAUAACAAAUUCAGAAAUGUGCAUAGAUUAAGGAAA